AUGGGAGGACUUAUACCCCUUCUGCUCCCGUCGACUGCUGGCAACAGAGCAAGUGUGAUCUAUAAUCCGGUCGAGGCAAUAAGACCAGCAACAGCCAUGGCCCAAACAACAACAACCAAACAAGCCCACCGUCGUCAGCAGUCACUACCAACACCGAACCCCACGAGACGGCUCUCCAUCUCCGUUGCGCCACCUGCUCUGCCCCUCCUGCCUUACACGGCAGACGAGUGGAAAAAGGCCGUCAACGAGGUGAAGCGCAAGUUCGUCAAUCACAAAUACCGGACCUGCUCGGCACGGUGCUGCGAGAUCCUUGACAACCUCAAGGAUAUAUCCAACGUGGAGCCCCUGCAUCUCGUUUACCUGCACUUCUACGCCGCAUCCUCCUUCGAGAUGUGCGCGCGGCCCCUAUCCCAGUCUUCGGCUUAUCGGACCAAGCUGCUCCGUGAUGCAAAACACCACUACGAGACGGCAGACAACCUGAUCUUGAAAGUACAGGAGACGACAACCGUGCAAGAGACGAGAUCGUUCUCGCCGUCAAAUUCGAUGACGUCAAGCAUGCACUCACCUUCGCUCUCCAGUUCAUCUGCCUCCACUGUUAGCACCGCGCUCUCAUCACCGCGGACCUCCGUCUUCUCACCAGGUGAUAAGACGGAAAUUGUUGCUAAGCCGGCCAAGAAAAAGGUGUCCUUUUCGGGCCUGCCAGAACCCAUCGAGAUUCCCAAGCCGUGGCAAAACUGGUCCGAGCCGUACAUCCGCCCGGACAGCCCGACUCUGGGAUGGGAAGAAGACUACUUCCUCUUCGGCUCGCAAGGAAGUCCCGCGCCUGUCGUUCCAGCCCCUGGACCCGAGCCCGCUGUCAUCGAAGAAGAGCCAGUUCCGCAGGAAGAGCCUGAGACCGAGACGCCUAAAGUACCUCUAGCCGCGGGAGUCUCAUCUCCUCGCCCAGACGAAGCCAAAUUCGACCUCGAAGCCUUCCUCCAAACCAAAAACAUGAUCCGCUUCUGCGCGCAGCUCUCCGCUCUCCGCAAUCAAGUCUUCUGGCAUCGUGACGCCGUCAAUGGCCUACUAGCUGAGCACGACGACACCCCCGAGACCCCGGCCGUCCCUGAACUUCCGCAGGAUCUCGCCCGCAUUGAGCGCUUGCGUGCGAGCGGGUGGCAGCGGAAGCGGUUUGACAGUCGACGGUAUGAGGUAUUGAGGGAGCAGGUAUUGAAUGAGCUGGGUGCUUAAAUUUGCGGAAAAAAGAUUAUUUCAUGAUUAAACGCUGAAUGUCGCACAUUAACUUUUACUCCUGUCCUCUUCAUAUUUGGACCUUUUCAUUGUUAUAUAAGAGAGAGCCGCCGGACGCCUAGCGUGUUAUUUUGAAUUUUAUGUAUCAGCGCUUGACAUGGGCGAAAAGUUGCAUAUUAAGCUCUUCUUUUUCAUCAUUGGACACUUGGAAGGUUAGGGGCCGGUGGUCGUGUUACUAUUCUCUCCGAGAACGGAGGUUUCCUUCCUGUCUACUUUUCAAGAUAUCCCAAAUCUUUAUUCUGUGUAUAAAAUAUUCGUAUUACCUACUUGUACUCAAUUGAUAACCGUGU
This is a messenger RNA of Pseudomassariella vexata, 1580 nucleotides long. RefSeq lists its product as uncharacterized. The transcript is spliced from 2 exons. The coding region runs from base 1 to 1230 and encodes 409 amino acids. NCBI's taxonomy places the organism in Eukaryota, Fungi, Ascomycota, Sordariomycetes, Amphisphaeriales, Pseudomassariaceae. The record is from RefSeq and is a predicted model, not a curated record.